AUGAUGAAAAUUCAAUAUAAUCGUGCUAAAGUGGAGGAUGAUGAUAGAUGUGAUAUGGAUGAUAGUCUGAAGUAUCUCUACACUCAGCCUGAUUUAAACAUGCGGCAACGUCGGUGGCUAGAGUUGAUGACAAACUAUGAUUUGGAGUUCAUAUAUCAUGAGGGACGAGCGAAUUUGGUAGCCGAUGCGUUGAGUAGGAAGACUAAUCCCUUGUUGUCCGCCUUAGAUGGAGCUGAAGAGUUGCAUCGGGAUUUUGUCAGAUUAAAUUUGGAAGUGGAAGAUGGAAGCUUAAGGUUCAAGGGGUGUUUACCAACAGGGGAGGAAUCUUUGAAGGAACGUAUCUUGGAUGAGGCCCAUUUUACGAAAUUUUCAGUUAAAAUUGAGCAUAAAAGACCAGGAGGUUUACUACAACCUUUAGAGAUACCGGUAUGGAAGUGGGAUGAUAUCUCUAUGGAUUUUGUUGUGGGUUUACCCCGGACGAAGGCUGGAAAUGAUGCAUUAUGGGUCAUAGUGGACCGUUUGACUAAAUCAGCCCGUUUUAUCCCUAUGAGUUGUCGUUGGGAGAUGGAACAGUUAGCUCGAGCGUACACGGAUGGUCAAACAGAGCGGACAAAUCAGAUAUUAGAGGAUAUGUUGCGUGCUAUUGCCAUGGAAUGGCAAGGGUCGUGGGAUGAACACUUGGAUCUAGUCGAAUUUUCUUACAAUAACAGUUAUUAG
Molecule: messenger RNA, 717 nt
Organism: Amaranthus tricolor (Joseph's coat)
Lineage: Eukaryota; Viridiplantae; Streptophyta; Magnoliopsida; Caryophyllales; Amaranthaceae
Exons: 6
Coding region: 1-717 (238 amino acids)
Molecular function (GO): nucleic acid binding
Source: RefSeq, a predicted model, not a curated record